AACAGAUUACGUCACAUGUGCGCCGGAAGUCGCAGCACUGUUGCCUGGAAUAAUCGUGGAAUUUGGAAGAAAUCAUGCCGCCAAAGGGGAAGGGUGGAAAGGGAGCAAAAGGUAAUCAACAAGAGCUGGGAUAUCCGGAACACAACGAGCCUAGGUGGAGCAGCCAGUGGGGAAGCAGCUGAUAAGAAAGCACAAACACCCAAAGGGGGAAAUGCUGUCAAGGUGAGACACAUUCUCUGUGAGAAGCACGGCAAGGUAAUGGAGGCCAUGGAGAAGCUGAAGUCUGGUGUGCGCUUCAGUGAGGUGGCAACACAGUACAGCGAGGACAAGGCUAGGCAAGGGGGGGAUCUGGGCUGGAUGACAAGGGGCUCCAUGGUGGGACCUUUUCAAGAUGCUGCUUUUGCUCUUUCUGUCAGCACAAUGGACAAACCUGUUUACACUGAUCCUCCCGUAAAGACAAAGUUUGGCUAUCAUAUUAUUAUGGUGGAAGGAAGAAAAUAAGCAAACAAAUCAGGACAAUGGCCUACCCUAGCAAUUCUAUGUAUUGAAAGACAGCCCACAACUUUCCCAUAACUCCCACCAGAUACCAUAGAGUUAAAAUACUGGAGCAAAAUAGACCCUAACCCGUCCUUCCAGAGACUGGUCUGAUUUGGCCACUUUUGUUUAUAUCUGAAAUUUGGCCCAUAGGACAGGUAUACGUGGCCAUAAUCUGUUUGCUCUUUUAUUUCAUUUAUUUGGUGAGUAAGUCUGAGUGACUGUAACUAUGAGAAGUGAAGGAUCACCAUGGUUCCUCUUCAUUUGCAAAUGCAGCAGUCACUGACAGAUAUGGUGCACCAGCAAAUUGCAUUUUCCAGUAUGUCUGACUGACAAAUAUCCAUACUACAUAGAUAUAAGUCAGGAUCAACCCCCCCCCCCCCAACAUACAGGUACUGAAAAUGUUUUGUAUGACUGUCAGUGCAUGUAUGAACCCACUUACUAUAAAUUUUGCUACUACAAUAAAACUCCAUUCCUCUGUCAUGGUCCAGAUGUCAUUCUUGGAUUCCUCAUGGCACCAACAUAUUGAUUAUUGGACGUUCUUUUUCAGAUUUAUGUAAAUGCAUAAAGUACCCUUUCUAAAUCA
Messenger RNA from Xenopus laevis (African clawed frog), 1120 nucleotides. It is a transcript of the gene pin4.L, whose product is annotated as peptidylprolyl cis/trans isomerase, NIMA-interacting 4 L homeolog. NCBI's taxonomy places the organism in Eukaryota, Metazoa, Chordata, Amphibia, Anura, Pipidae. The transcript is spliced from 4 exons. The record is from RefSeq and is a predicted model, not a curated record. Gene Ontology annotation, biological process: rRNA processing. The coding region runs from base 16 to 501 and encodes 161 amino acids. Gene Ontology annotation, cellular component: nucleolus; spindle. Gene Ontology annotation, molecular function: peptidyl-prolyl cis-trans isomerase activity; DNA binding; isomerase activity.